Molecule: messenger RNA, 2930 nt
Organism: Lobosporangium transversale
Lineage: Eukaryota; Fungi; Mortierellomycota; Mortierellomycetes; Mortierellales; Mortierellaceae
Exons: 12
Coding region: 341-2914 (857 amino acids)
Cellular component (GO): cytoplasm; nucleus
Molecular function (GO): mRNA binding
Source: RefSeq, a predicted model, not a curated record
GUUUUUGCAUUGCCCUUCGACAUCGGUUCGUCUCCUUCUUUAAUUUUAUUUGUCGUGUUCUCUGGGUGUUACAGUUUUUUUUUAUUCUUCUGCAGUGUGUUCCAGGUACCACAGCACAUGCAUUUUUAUAUUAUUGAAAAUGGGACAGGGCUUCGCCGAACCUCACUAGUUUGUAACUCGUUUUAACUGGCAUGAACAAACAUGGACAACCUUCUUUCGUUUCUAUACUUCUAGCGAUUCAUGUUCACAGCAUACACAUUCAACUUGAGAUACAGACAGAACAAGGAUAACGGAGACCAAAUAAAAAAGAUUUCUUCUUUUAUUGUAGACAAGAGAGACCAUGAGCUUGCGCUGCCGACAGCUUUUUGUCGGAAAUAUACCAUUCUCAGUUGGGUGGCAGGAUCUUAAAGAUCUAUUCCGAGGGGCAGGGACAGUUCACCACGCUAAUGUGAUGAUAGGAAGAGAUGGUCGAUCCAAAGGACAUGGUAUUGUAUUGUACGCAACAAUUGAAGACGCCAAGAAAGCUCAGGAAAUGUUCAAUGGAUACGAGUGGCACGGACGUCUCCUGGAAGUUAGAGAGGAUAGGAGCAUCAUAGACUUUUCUCCACGGAAACCCAUUCCAUCGCAGCCUGAGGAUAUGAACAAGCUCGCAGAGAUAUUAGACCAGAAACUGAAUGUACAUGGAGUCGUUGAGGGUCGGGAAAAGACAUCAAAUGCUGCGGAUCAGGAUCUGACUAAUUUAACUGACAAUCAUCGUGAAGGAGUUAAUGAAUCAAUUAAGGGCGACAGUGCUAUAGAGACACCAACAACGACCAAUGCAGCCCAAAGACGAACCAUUCACAUUGGAAAUAUUCCGUCGCGUGUAAGAUGGCAAGACUUGAAGGAUUUGUUUAGAAAAGCGGGCCGCGUUAUCCGAGCGGAUGUUAUUCUAGGACCUGAUAAUCGAUCACAUAUUUUUGGGACCGUUAUUUUUGCAACUGAAGAGGAAGCCAGGAAUGCGAUUCAAAUGUUUGAUCGCUUCCAUUGGCAUGAUCGCGUAAUCCAUGUACAGGAGGCUCGACCUGGACUUGAACAUGGACUCCAUAGUCUGGAAGGAAGUCAGAUUCGAGGGACUGGAUCUGGGCCAAACUAUGGGGGCCCGUUCUUUAGAAGCCCUCUUCCUAUGAAUCCAAACUUUGUUCAUGGACGUCAAGUAUUUGUUGGAAAUCUUCCGUUUACGUGUCAAUGGCAGGACCUUAAGGAUCUGUUCCGCAAAGCAGGAGAUAUCAUUCGGGCCGACGUGACUCUUGGAUAUGAUGGCAGGAGCAGAGGUUUUGGAUCUGUAUUAUUUGCGACUCCAGAGGGUGCUAGGAAUGCUAUUGCAAUGUUUGAUGGCCAAGAAUACAAUGGACGUACUCUUCGGGUUCACUACGGUCGCGCUGGGCCAAUGGGACAUGGGCCAAUGAUACACGGCAAUAUGUGUCCAAUAAUGCAUCCUCAUCCUGUGCACCAUCCUCAUCUACAUCACCACCCUCACCACCUUCACCACCCUCCACAUCUACCUCACCACCAUUCUCCACACCCACUUCAUCAUCAUUGCCUACAUCCACCUCACCACCAUUCCCCACAUCAACUCCAUCCAAUGCACGCACAGCACGGGCAUGGAUUUCCUCCCAACUUCCACCAGCCUCCCAUGAUGCCUCUUGGAAAUCAUCCAAUGAUCCCUGGCCCAACGCUGCCAGGCCAGGUCAAUAUCGGUCCACCCCCCAUUGGCACCAGCGCCUUUUCGUCGGCAUUGUUAAGUCCGCAUUCGAGCCAUACCCCCGAUAUUUCAGCGACAGAUGGCUCAGUAGAGGCUGCAGCCUCGCCAUUAUCAACUAAGAACCAUAUAGGAGUAGACAAAUCAGGCGACAGAGCCAAAUCUCCAUCUCAGUUUGAGGCUAGUUCAAAGUCACCCAUCAAUAUCAGUUCGCCUUUAAUUCCUUCCGCUAUUGCCGCAGGCUCCGGCCAUACCGCCACUACGGUGGGCCCUGGACCAUUUACUUCAGGGCCUGGGUCAUUAUUGCACCAUCCAUAUGCAGGUUCACCGUCCCAAUACAAUCAAUACCCAUUUCUAGCCAACCUUGGCUCCAUUGGAAAAACUCAUCCUCAUUUCCAUCCUAUCUAUGGAGCACUGCAUAACUACACUUCAGAAGUUGAAUCCCCAACAGCCUUUUCAUUCCCUUCGAACGCCAUUCCAUCUUCAGAGCUUGAGCCAACAAGCGUAGACAAUGGUAUAUUAGCCGUCGGCAAUGGAAAUGAAAACGUUCAUGGUGGGGAUCAUGCAUAUCUGAUGAAUCACUCAAGUAAUGGCACUGACAAGAGGGGUGGACAGGAUUUGAAGAGACACGAUACUGUUGACAAUACCGACAUCAAUAGCGGUUCAUCCACCCAUGUACAUGCUAAUGAUACGGUCUCGCCAGGGUUCUAUAUGUACCCAGGAUUUUUUCAGAAUCAUCAAGGUCACCAACCGCCACAACAUCAACAUUUUGGAGGCCAUGAUGAGCACCAGCAAGGAUAUCAGCAACAGCCCCAACCCCUUGGAUACCCCCUUUACCAGGAUUCAUACCCGUCAGACCAAAGUCAUCUGGCUCAUUCUCACUCGAAUUUGAUUGGGGGGCUCGGUCUUGACGGUAAUACGCAUGAGCAUGGUCACGGUCUUGGGUAUCUAAAUCAACCUGAUUGGGUAGCUCAUCCAAAUGUCUUCAUGAUGGGGCCGCCAGCUCAGCAUAUGUACGGUUUAGCUCAGUUUGGGCAGUAUGGUGGAUAUCAUCAUGGACUGGGUGAGGAAGAAGAAGAGGAAGAAGAAGAAGAGGGAGAAGGAAAAAAGGAUAAAGAGCGAGCCAAAGAACUGGGAGAUGAUAGUCAAUAUUUACAAGCCAAUCGGCAUUUUUGAAGUAAGAACAAACAGU